UUCAAAUUCUCUGGCUUCUCCUUCAAAAUCUACUUAUGGUUUUUGAGAAUCCGCCCUCUAAAGUGUGUUUGACGUUCAGCCUGUUUGGAUUGCUGCUGCAUUCAGGAUUUCAGGUAUGUUCGUUUAUUCUUCUACUUCUUCUUCUUUCAAUAUUUCGAUCUAGGUUCCUUACCUGAGCCCUUCAAUAUCGCUUUGUAAUUUUCAUGAGUAACAACCCCUUGAGAGGGUUUCUAGGUUUAUCAGACAUUCUUCCGGUUGGGGAGGCAACAACAAGCAGAUACGUUCCAACCACUUAUGGUAAGACCAACUGCUUCUUCUAUGUUUAGAAGCAAUCAUCUUUGGUAUGUUUUAUGUUCUUGGUUUGUGUGAGUUACCUGCAAACUACUGGUUUAAGGAGAUUUUGAAACAAGAAUGUGAGGAAGGGGGCGAAUGAAGAAGAAGAAGCUUGCCUCGCGGUUUGAACUGUCUUGCUUCAUUUCCUGUGGAAUUCAGCUUCACAACAGCACCAAAGCAACAUGAUUUUUCUAUUCUGCUGAAUUGGGAUCCUUAUGUUCAUGAAACUGUCAACGAUUGUCAUAUUCUGGUACAUUUUCUUCCCUUAACUUCUUUCCGUUUCAUAUUUUAUAUAUGCUUGCUAAAAAAGUUUGCUUUAAUGUUUCCUGUGUACAGUGCAAUACAUCAAAUUUCAACCUCAAAGGUUCAGGUGGUCAGAGGUAGUGGCCGAUUCCUCAUAUACUAUUUUCUCAUCUCUUGGGUGGCUUUGAUCUAACUCUUUUGCUUCCAUUUCAAAAUUGAUUUCAAGACUCAGUCACACUGUCACACAUCACAAUAGACACAAACUCCUUCAUAUUCAUUGGAGCAGUUAAUUGGAUUGAAGCAGGAAUAUUGGCUUCUAGCUAGGGGUGGACGUUCAGGUUUGGUGUUCCGGGUAACCCGGAUCCAAAACCAAAAGUGUCGGGUAUCGGGAAACUGAAAACCGAUGCAUCAAAAGAAAAAUCGAGUCUGGUUCCUAAUAUGGCUGUGUUUCGGGUUUCGGUGAAACCCAGAACCGAAACCAAAACCUAACGGAAUCGAGGUGGAACCGAGGAGAGGUUCCUAAGGUGGGGCGGAAGAGUCCGCUGCUCCUCUCCGGCUCUAAUCGCUGCCACUACAUAACAGAAGUCGGCGAUGGUGAUGAAUCGGUUGGAAGGCGGGAUUGGUAAGGGAGGGAGGGAGGAGGAGCUAGGUGGAUGGCUACACCGAUGGAGUAAAGGAAUCAAGAGUGAGGGGCGAGGGAAAUUGUGUCGGCAGUGGGAGAGAUUAGUACUCGGGUACUCGAAGAAGAACCAUGAACCAUUAAAUUCGGUUCACGGGUAUCCCAAAUAAUUAAUUAUAUUUAUUAUAGCAUAGCCUCUAUUUUAUAUAACAUUUUUCUCCCAGAUUAUUAAUGAAUUUCUUAUGUUAAAUAUUUUUCUUUGAAAUGUAUACUCAUGAACAUAUCCAUCCUGUUUUGCACCCAAACUAAAAUACUCAACUUGCCAUCGUAUGGUUUUGAGAGAUUGAGAAUUUUGGGCGGUAUAACGGAUACAUAAUAUGAUAGUAUAUAAACCAAAUAAAAAAUUUACCUGCCAACGGGCCGGGUGAAAAUACACAUAAGAUUGCUUGAUCACAUUCUGUGCCAUACUUAUACCAACAACAACAACCUUAUAUUAAUCUCAUCCGGCCAACGGGCCGGUCAUUAUGCUAGUUGAAAAACAAAUCCCAGUACACCCCCGUCGUCCGGUUUGUUUGGCUGAAACUGAAACCAUGGAGCAUCUGUUCCUGUACUGUCCAGUGGCGCGAGCUCUUUGGGACCAUUCGAGCUUGGAACAUUUAGGGCAGGGGUUGCCGCGUCAGACCUUCCCUUUAUUUCUUAAGCGUUUGAUGUCCCUUUUGUCCCAACCCUCAAUUAUCAUGGCAGUUGUGGCCGUUCUCUGGCGAAUUUGGAGGUCAAGAAAUUGGGUGGCCUUUGAAGGAAAACAGGUUGGGAUUCCUGCCUUGAUGCGUCAAUUCCACCAGCAAUAUGAGGAGUGGGUCACUUUGCCAAAAGAUACAGGCACCAGUCUCUCUAACCCUCAUCCUGCCCCCGGUCCUCCUGUGGACAGUGGUUCCCUGGUGUGUAUGUGGGAUGGGGCGACUCGGAAUGGUUCUCAUUCUGCGGGUGGGAUGGUCCUCCUGGGUCCUAAUAGGGAGGUCAUUUGUGCGCAAGGGUAUCAGUUUCCAGGAGUGGAUGCCCCUUUGGUGGCCGAAUUACUUUGUUUACGAGAGUCUAUGCGGUGGUGCCUUGCUCAGGGGUUGACAGCAGUCCGCUUUGAGGGGGACGCUAUGGUGCUCAUUGACAAUAUUAAUAGAGGUAGCACUGCGGAUAACUAGGUGGGGGCCAUUCUUGAAGAAGUUGUUCAUCUCUUCGCCUCGCAUGAUGGAUUUGGUGUUCGGUUUGUAGGUCAGCGAAACAAUAGGGUAGCCCAUAUGGUGGCUAGAAAGGCCCUCUCUUUGUACCCGACUAUGAGUAGUCUUUUUGAUCACCAGACAUGGCUGACCUCCAAGAUAUAACUACUUUGUUUCAAUCUAUAUACUACUUUGACAAACAAACACUGAGAAAGCUU
Molecule: messenger RNA, 2624 nt
Organism: Linum trigynum
Lineage: Eukaryota; Viridiplantae; Streptophyta; Magnoliopsida; Malpighiales; Linaceae
Source: the annotation of a GenBank genome assembly